Messenger RNA from Alternaria atra, 2118 nucleotides. RefSeq lists its product as uncharacterized. The transcript is spliced from 2 exons. The record is from RefSeq and is a predicted model, not a curated record. Bases 1 to 2118 code for a protein of 705 amino acids. Lineage: Eukaryota; Fungi; Ascomycota; Dothideomycetes; Pleosporales; Pleosporaceae. Gene Ontology annotation, biological process: carotene catabolic process. Gene Ontology annotation, molecular function: carotenoid dioxygenase activity.
AUGUCCAAGACUGGACCUGACAGCAAGUCAGCGCCAAAGCACCCAUAUCUCUCUGGCAACUUUGCGCCUGUUAAUACAACAUGUCCUCCCACGCCUGUCUCAUGGACUGGCCGAAUUCCAGAAGAGCUGCUGGGCGGCAUGUAUGUCCGUAACGGCGGCAAUCCCGUGACCAAUUCCGACCUGGGGCGUGAGGCACAUUGGUUCGACGGCGAUGGCAUGCUCGCAGGAGUGUGGUUCAGUCGCUCUCAAACCGACCCUACGAAGCCCAUUGUCAACUUUGUUAACCAGUUCAUCCUUACCGAUGUGUAUCGCACCGCCGUUGAAAACCCGACACUCCGCACGCCUAUCCUGCCUAGCAUCGCGACACUUGUCAAUCCUGCAUCCAGCUUAUUGCUCAUCCUCUGGCGCAUUCUGCGUACUGUAUUGAUCGUCUUCUGGACCCAUAUCUCAGGUUCUGCACGCGCCAUCAAGCGAAUCAGCGUCGCCAACACCAGCAUAUUAUACCACGAUGGACGUGCACUGGCAACAUGCGAGAGUGGGCCACCAAUGCGCAUCGCGUUGCCAAGCCUGGAGACAGUUGGCUGGUUUGAUGGAAAUCGUGCCGAAGGCGAAGCUGCGCCUCACGACCGGGACACCGAUGAUGGCGACAAGGGUGAAGCUUUUGGUGGAACUGGCUUACUGAGCUGGAUGAAAGAGUGGACAACGGGCCACCCCAAAGUCGACAAAGUAACCAAUGAGAUGGUUCUUUUCCAUUGCAACUUCGUCGCGCCUUAUGUCCACUAUUCCUUGCUCCCGGCUAAAGGCUCGAUCGCGACGAGAACCAGUUCGGAAGGAAACAGAAUCAUCAAUGCAGCGGUCCCCGGGUGUUCUGGCGGACGGCUCAUGCACGACUUCGGUGUGUCCCGACACAACACCGUCAUACUCGACUUGCCGCUCUCCCUUACCCCAUUGAACCUGGCGAAGAACAAGCCUAUCGUCUUCUACCAGCCCGAAAAGCCUGCCAGGUUCGGUGUGUUUCCCCGGAGACAUCCUGAACUAGUACGAUGGUUCGAGACAAGAGGUUGCUGUAUACUUCACACAGCCAACACUUGGGAUGAGUACAACAGCACCGGGGAUAUAUCAGCCGUCAGCAUGCUAGCCUGUCGGCUAACUUCCGCAUCUCUGGUUUUCAGUGCCGGCAACAUCGAACCUCCCCCACAUCCAGAUCGCAAGGAAACAGUGCGUAGCAAACCCAUGUCUUUCUUUGCCAAGUACGAUGACGAAGAACAUGAGCAAGAUCUUGAGAAACCUCUCUUGGAUGAAACUUCACCUUUGCUGGUACGCCGCGAUGAACCAGAGUCCUCGAGGGCGCAUCACAACAUCCCCAUAUCGCAUGACGACGAAGAACAAUGUCGGCUAUAUUACUACCAAUUCUCUCUCGCUCCGGGCUCUUCUAACACCAUCACCCAUGAGUUUGCUUUAGCAGCCAUUCCUUUCGAAUUCCCUACCAUGUCUCCUGUCACGGAAAUGUCGCGUGCACGAUAUAUUUACGGAUGUAGCACUACAGACGAGUCAUUUGGCGCGGCACUAGGCAAAGCAACCAAAAUCGACAUACUUGUGAGAGUCGAUGUGCAGACUCUACUCAGUCGCGCUGAGCAAUCAGCACCUCAAGCUAUCACCGGCUGCGUCGACACCCGUUCGAUGGACCAGAUCCUUGCAUCAAAGGAUCGCAAUGAUCCCAUCAAAGCGUUCAAGCUUCCGCCAAACCAUUACGGUCAGGAAGCUAGAUUCGUGCCUCGCACGUCGACCAAGAGUGUAGCCGAUGAUUGCGCAGACACAGCAGAGAAGGAUGGUUACCUACUCUUCUACGUUUUCAAUGAGAAUCAGUUAGACGAAAACGGGGAAUGUAGAGCAGAUGCAGAGAGCGAGUUGUGGGUUUUGGAUGCAAGUGACAUGCAAACUAUCAUUUGCAAGGUCCAACUCGGAGCUAGAAUACCCUAUGGCCUGCACGGAAACUGGUUCACUGAAGAAGAUAUUGCUCAUCAACGAGAAGUCGCGACAGUGAGAUCCGAGUCGGAUGGGCAACUCGAGGCGGGAUCGAGCAAUUUGCGGAAAGCUCUCUUUAGUUAUUUAGGCUAG